Molecule: messenger RNA, 1885 nt
Organism: Symbiodinium necroappetens
Lineage: Eukaryota; Dinophyceae; Suessiales; Symbiodiniaceae
Source: the annotation of a GenBank genome assembly
AUGGUAACCACUCAUUAUGCAGAUCCAUGGUUCUGUUUGAUGAAAAUCGAAGACAUGCCUGGAGAGGUCGCCAGCAAGGGACGAGGUGGUGCCUCCACGAGGCUUUGCUGGCCACGCAAGUGCGUGGAUCCGGGCGUCGGCGACCCAGACUGGCGAAGACAGGCCCAGUGCCUCGGCUUGGGUCCCAUGGUUCUGAAGCUCUGCUCCCCACAUGGGCUCCUUAGCGAGGGCACGGGCGGAAUGCCCAUUAGCUACAUCCUCAAGGUGAGCAGCGCCAUCUCCACUCUGGACCUUCAGCUUGCGCAGUGCGAUAGCAUUGCCGAGAAGGACAUGCUGCUCGAUGAGGUGCAGAGGUUGACCGGAAGCAUGUCAGCCGCCAACCUCCGUUGCCGACAGUUCCUCCAGGAUGGCCUUAGCGUCAUGCAUCAGCGAGGUCAGCAGAUCUUUGUCCAGGCCGUGUCAUGGCUGAAUGGCGCGAAGCUUUCGGCGAAAGAAGACGACGCGGGCUACUCACCGGAGCAACGUGCCGGGACAGGUGAUCCCGCCGACUCUCCCGAACCCCUGCCUGGAUCCUCAGAGGAGCAGAGCCCUGCGUCAAGCAAGGCCUCGAGUCCGGGCGAAGAGGAGGACGAGCAGCUUGCUGGUUUGGCCGAGCUGCACGAGGAGUCCGAGCAGGUCGAGGAUGAGCAGGCGGCCGGCUUCGCUGAUCGGCACGACGAGUCCGAGGAGGUUGAGGAUUCCGAGGCUGCCCUCGAGGUACCUGAUGUCUCUGUGGAGUCCACCUCCUGGCAAACGGAGGACGAUCGCCCUUCAAGCGAGGGCACAGAUGCAGAGGUGGAUGUGGCAGAUGCCGGCACGGAGGCCAGUUACGAAGAGGUUCGGCAGGAGCAAAGCGGUGUGUCGGAGGCGGAGGCAGCGAGCGGGACCUUGGAAUCCGGCAGCUUGGAGUGGCAUUCGGAUUGGACAACUACGGUGGCGCACGUUAACGUGAGCAGUGGAUAUGCAAGCGUAGCAGAGGUUUUUGCAUGCGACUUGGCCGUGGGGAAACUGAUGCCGUCUGAUCACCCGAUGUUUUCGACGAGUACUCGACCAGAUUUAUCACGAGCAGAAGAGGGCGAGGAGCGCCAAGAGACCGAGUCCGAAGAGGAGACCGAGCCACCUCGCAAGCGCAAAGCCCCGGCAGUCGACGACCAGGCCGCGGAGCGCAGCUUCUCAGAAAGCUCGCGCAGCUUGGAUGACGACGGCGAAACGGAAGGAACUGGGCCAGACGAGUUGUCGCAAGCUGCACCAGUUGAGGUGGUGGUGGUCCAUGCUCUUGCAAAGGAGGAAGAAGAUCCCGGAACCGACUGUGGUCACGCAGGCUUGCAGCAGCUACCCCCGGCUUCGGUGUCGGUGAACGGACCCGCCUCGCCGUUCUUUCGACCCUUUCCUGGGCCCGACGCUCAAGAGGACCAUGAGAGCCACCAGGGAGAUUUGGACACACCGAUGCCAAGCGACGCUGACUUGGACGAUGCUGACCCGUGCAAGUCGCCAAGCUUAACGCCCAGCUUCUCGCCGGAACCGGACGCGAUCUCCUGCUUUUCUUUCGGGGAAACCCGAGAGAAAGCCGGCUACAUGGCUGCGGCCGAGGCGUGUUUAGACCAGGACUCUUCGCCGGAUGCAUUGGCCUGGAGAGAGGAAGAUCUACACUUUGCGCGCCCAGAGAUCGCCUCCUGGCCUCCGCCCGCUCCGCAGCCGACUCGCCGGCUGCCCUCAGAUCCACGGGAGCUCGCAGACACUGUGACAUGGACAGUGAUGAGCUCCAGCUUCUCUCGUGGCGUCUCUUUGGACAAAUCGCCUUCUGCUACCGAGCAGCCAUCACCAAGCUCACCACAAGGUCUACAAG